GCCCUUAGAGUUUUGGCAAAGAGUAGCGGCCAGAGAUAGGACUCGCUGGCUGUAGUUUCUCCUGACAUCGGCGCGUCGCUCUAGCAACAGCGAAUUAGGCAUGGGGAAGGGUAACAAGAGUAAGCGAAGAGCGGCGCAAAAGAGGCACGUCGCCGCGGGCGACUUUCUGGAGGAAUUCUGGCGGCAAUCCCUAGACGCUGCGGAAGCGCAUUCUCGGCAAUCCCUAGAUGCCGCACGAGCCGCCGCUAACGAAGCGGAUAAGGAUCCUGCUGUUUCUCUAGAGAAACCUGCCGCUAGCAGGGCCCCGGGCAAACGUGGCGGUGGUCUAGCGCGGCAGGGCAGCAAAACGGGCAGCCAAACGGGCAGUUUUCUGGUGGAGUUUCACUGCCACAGCACGUGCAGCGACGGAUCGCUCUCCCCAGCCCAGGUCGUCCGACGGGCCGCGAGCCGAGGGGUAAAAGUUCUAGCCCUCACGGAUCAUGACACCAUGGGAGGGGUGGCAGAGGCUACGGCGGCAGGGCGGGAGGUGGGGGUGUGUGUGAUCCCUGGGGUGGAGAUCAGCGCUUAUUACGACUGCAACAUGCCAAGGGGGGGAGGAAGGGGUGCAGCAUGUGAGAAAGCUGAAUCGAAUACCUUCAAGGCUCCGGGAUUGGAUACUUCUUCUGCGGCGAUUUCUGAGGCAGAUGAAAAGGAUAGAGGAGGGAGUGGUGGCUUGAAGGAGGGGAGAGAUGGGGUGGAAGAAACAGGGCUAAGAGGCGAAGGGGUGGAAACGAAGGGCGGUCCAGGGGUGCACAUUUUGGCGUAUUUCCCUCCCUUGGGUAUGCGAGAGCAGUGGCAGCGUGCGAGGAGGAAAGCAGGAGCUGAGGGGGAUGAGGGACGGGAAGGAGAAGAGGGAGAAGAGGUGGAGGAUGGAGAGGGGGGGUUGGGAGGGGAGGGGAAGAAACCGCGGGUCAGUUACAACGGGAAUGGAGCCGAGACACAGGAGGAGGGAGGAAUCAAGGAUGCUCAUCACGAGCGCGUGGGGAGCGAGGAGGUUGGUCAAGACGGUGUACGGAGCAAGGAUGCAGGAGAUGGGUUUGGGAGGCUGGUGGGAGUGCUGGAGGGGAUUCGGGAGGGCCGGCACAGAAGAGCAGCAGGAAUGGUGCAGCGGCUGCAGCAGAUGGGCGUCAGUGUGACUAUGGCGGAUGUGAUUAAGCAACUAGACGACCCCAACACGGCACCAGGCCGAGUGCACGUGGCACGGGCGCUGGUGGCAGUGAAAGCAGUGGGGGAAAUGGAGGAGGCGUUUCAGAAGUACAUAGGGGACCAUGGGCCAGCUUAUGUCAGGGGCUCUGAGAUCCCCGUGGCUGAAGCCAUACGCGUUAUAAGAGAGGCAGGGGGGGCAGCAGUGCUGGCGCACCCGUGGACAAUACCGGAGAGCGCACUAAGGGGGAUGCUGAAGCGAGUCGUUGAAGACGGAUUGACGGGAAUGGAGGUGUACCGAGGGAAGGAGAUCCAAGAAGAGUAUUGUCGCCUUGCCAACGCUCACGGCUUGCUCAAGAUCGGCGGCUCGGACUUCCACGGGCCGGCUAAGCUUGCCAAGAAGGGUGCGGUGGACCUGGGCGGCUGUGAGCUGCCUGCCUUGGCGGUGCAGCGCUUUGUCGAGGCUGCAGGGAGGAACUGGCGCGCCUGAGGGUGUACUCUGAGCUCGCAGUGGCUCAUCAAGAAGGGUGCUGUGAGCAUGGCCAGCUGUGAGCUGCCCCACCUAGCGGUGCAGUUCUUUAUCGAGGCUGCAGGGAGGAACUGGCGCGCCGGAGGGUGUACUCUGAGCGGGAGGAACUGCCGUGCCUGAGGGUGUAAUCUGAGCUCGCAGUGGCUCGACUCAAGGGGUGCAAUAGAUCUGGCCGGCUGUGAGCUGCCUGCCUUAGCGGUGGUCUGUUGGAGGCUGCAGGGUUGAUUUGGCCGCGUCUGUCUGAGGGUGUACCACUGUUGUCUGUACCCUGAAAUUGCAAAGACGAGGGUGCAAUCUGGGCAGCUUUGUGACCUGCCUGCCUUGGCGGUGGAUGGAGCGAUUCCUGGCUCCUAGAAGUCGCGGGUGCCAGAGACUAAGGUUGCAGGUACCCUUGUUGGUGUUUUACCUGAGUCACAGACUCACUCACUGCCAUGGCCCAUAUGUGAGAGGCUCACCAAGGAGUGGGCGAUGGAUCUGGCCGGCUGUGGGCGCUAUGGGGUUGUAUAUUCAAUGCGAAAUGGUUGCAAGACACUUGUGGCUCGUUUAGUUCGUACUACUACCGUAUCUACUUGUGGCUUCAAGUACGGUUCAGGUUCUUAGCGGAGCACCCAUCUGAAGCACAAGCCAUUUCAUAACCUUGGAGCCGUCCGUAGUCAGUAGGAUGCACUGCGGGGUCGGGUCGCUCUAAAUUCGUAUUUCGAAUGAACUUUUCAAAACGAC
Messenger RNA from Closterium sp. NIES-67, 2431 nucleotides. Lineage: Eukaryota; Viridiplantae; Streptophyta; Zygnematophyceae; Desmidiales; Closteriaceae. The record is from the annotation of a GenBank genome assembly.